CCCACACUCUAUACAGUUCAGAAAGGACAGUAAAAUUAUGAUUAUAUAUUGGACAAUCUUUUUGUUUUACGCCAAUUUGGGUUGUGUACUUAACAAGGAUGUAAUCCAACCAGACCCUGUGAUAGUUACACAACUGGGACAAAGUGUAUCUCUCACUUGCUUUUGUCAAUCUAAUUUGAUGGUCAGGGUCUAUUGGUUCAAGCAAACUGUUGGACAGAAGCCUCUUCUCAUGGCAUCAUCAUAUUAUCGCACUAAAACUAGUUUUUAUUCCAAAAACUUUAACAAAGACUUUACUGAGACUAAACGUUUGAGUGUGAAGAGAGGAUUUGACAGCUCUAACCUGAGCAUCUCCAAGACAGAGUCAGGGGACUCAGCUACAUACUACUGUGGUGUUAUGGAAGAGGGCGAACUCAAAUUUGCAGAAGGAACUUCUUUAAUUGUCAAAGGUUCAGAGUCCAACAGCAUGUCUGUGCUCCAGCAGCCUGUGUUUGAGUCAGUCCAGCCAGGAGACUCUGUGACUCUGAAUUGUACAAUACAUACUGAGACCUGUGCAGGAGAACACAGUGUCUAUUGGUUCAGACAUGGCUCAGGAAAAUCCCAUCCAGGAAUCAUUUACAACAAUGGAGACAGGAGAGAUCAGUGUGAGAAGAGCCCUGAUGCUGGGUCUCAUACACAGAGCUGUGUCUACAACCUCCCCAAGAGAAACCUCAGCCUCUCUGAUGCUGGGACUUACUACUGUGCUGUGGCCUCAUGUGGGGAGAUACUGUUUGGGAAAGGGACCAAGCUGGAAAUGGACUAUGGUUGUAAGAAGGAACGUGUUCUCUUGGUGUACUGCGGUGUAGCGUUGGCUCUGUGUGUCAUCAUCAUCAUUGUCCUUGCUUGUGUUAUGUAUAAGAGUACCAAGAAAACCUUUCUGCUGUGCAGUGGAACGCAUCCUCAGCCAAGUGGUCUGACAGUCCCCAGUUCUCAUGACCAGGAUCAAGAAGAUGAUGACACACUCAUGUCGGUCCAUUACGCUGCUCUGAAUAUCAUCCACAAGAAGCCAAAGACCCAGAGACAGAGGAGUGCCAUGGAGAGAGACACGGAGUACUCUGGGGUGAGGUGCUAAAACAUGGACAAAACACUCCUCUAAGACUUGCAUAGCUUUUUCUGUUAAACACUGUGUUUAUAUCAUUAUAAUUGUGUUGCAAUUGCUUAUAUUCUGUCUAACUCCUUUUUACAUUACUGUUGUGAUACUGUUGCUCAUUUUAGAUCAAAUAAAACAUGAAUUCACUGUCA
Messenger RNA from Oncorhynchus nerka (sockeye salmon), 1278 nucleotides. RefSeq lists its product as uncharacterized. The transcript has 6 exons. The coding region runs from base 38 to 1108 and encodes 356 amino acids. Gene Ontology annotation, biological process: response to bacterium. The record is from RefSeq and is a predicted model, not a curated record. Lineage: Eukaryota; Metazoa; Chordata; Actinopteri; Salmoniformes; Salmonidae.